CCCGGCUCCGCUGAGCAGUGUCUUGGACUCUGUGCAUCUGCGAGGCGAGCCGCGCGGGAAGGAUGCUGGUCCGCCAAGGCGCGCGCACGGGGUCCGCGAUGCCGCGGGGCUGGACCGCGCUCUGUUUGCUGAGUUUGCUGCCCUCUGGGUUCACAAAUAUGGACAUCUCAACUGCUACAAAGCCACCUACCACAAGAAUAACUUCAGCUACUCCUCCAAAUGCAUUUGACCAGACAACCAUAUCACGAAGUAGUACAAUUACCAGCCCCAACCCUGUUUCUCAGGACAGCAAUGGGACCACAAAAGCCUUCACCUCAGAGCCUACAAUCAAGCUCACGUCUACCUCUAAAAUCACCCUGACCCCUGAAACCAUGAGCUCUUCUGUCCAGUCACAGACCUCUCUAGCCAUCACAGUGGCCACCUCUUCAACCAACUUUCCAACUUCAGAGAAAACCCUGGAGCCCAGCAUGUUACCUGGAAAUGUGUCAGAUCUUCCACCCAACAGCACCAACCCUAUGACAACCAUCACAAAAUCCUAUACAUCGUCUCCUCCUAUCCCAAGCACCAUUAAGGGAGAAAUCAAAUGCUUGAAAAUCAAAGAAGUGAGGUUGACCCAUGGCAUUUGCUUGGAGCAAAAUGAGACCUCCAGCUGUGAGGACUUUAAGAAGGACAAAGGAGAGGACCUGAUCCAAGUACUGUGUGAAAAGGAGCAGACUGAAGCUGAGGCUGGGGCCGGGGUGUGCUCCUUGCUUCUGGCCCAGUCUGAGGUUAGGCCGCACUGCCUGCUGCUGGUCUUGGCCAACAGAACAGAAUUCUCCAGCUGGCUCCAACUUAUGAAAAAGCACCAGUCUGACCUGGCAAUGCUGGGGAUCCACAGCUUCUCUGAGCAAGAUGUUGUGAGCCACCAGAGCUAUUCCCGCAAAACCCUGAUUGCACUGGUGACCUCAGGGCUCCUGCUGGCUGUCUUGGGCACUACCUGCUAUUGCCUCAUGAACCGGCGCAGCUGGAGCCCCACAGGAGAAAGGCUGGACGAAGACCCUUAUUGCACGGAGAGCGGUGGAGGCCAGGGCUAUAGCUCAGGCCCUGCAUCCUCCCCCGAGGCCCAGGGAAAGGCCUGUGUGAACCGAGGGGCUCAGGAGAACGGGACUGGCCAGGCCACAUCCAGAAACUGCCACUCAGCAAGACAACACAUGGUGGCUGAUACUGAAUUGUGACUCGGCUUUGUGGGGCCAGGCUGGGCAAUGUCUGGGGAAGUGGCCUCUCCCUGUACUUUACCAGGAGCUGCCUCUGUGCAGGAGGUAUCUCCUCUGUGUUCUACCCUUUCUCCCCACACACGCCCACCAUUGGAGGCCUUCCCUGGGGCCCUGCACUGCACCAGGCCCAAGGUUUCUCUCCACCUUGGGGAGAGGGAGGUAAAACCCUGCCCUUUACAGAUUCAGCUCCCAGAACCAAGUCUGUGAUGUGGGGAAAGCCAAGUUCCAGAGAACUUGCAGGGAGGGUGGCUGUCCUUGCAGUGUUGGCACACGGGCCCCUUGCCCCUCACUCCUUGUCUUCCCUGCCUCAUUAUAGGAACCCCCAGGGGACUGCACGGGCUUUUCUUGGGCUAUAGUUUCCUCCUAGGAGGAUUUGCCUUUUAUUGUUUUCUUCUUAUAUUUUCUUUCCCUACUUUAGGGAAACCAAAGUUACCUUCUCUGCUUGCUCCCUUGUAAUGAUAUAGCCAGAAAACCUUGUUGUCUUAAGCCACUUCCCUUAUCCCUCCUCUGAGACACUGUAGAUUCUGUCACCAGCUCCCUCCUGUUCUCCAAGUGCCACCCAGUCCCACGUGCUCCCUCCUCUCUGGGUACAGACGCCUGCGGUUUUCUGGCUGGAGCCUAGAACUGAGCUCCAAGCUUUAGAAUGAUGUCCCGUGUCUGUGAGUUUGUGGGACAGUGUGGAGGCUCAUGUACACAGGUGAGAGCAAACAGCUUCUCUCCCGGGCUCUCUGGGGCCACCCAGAGUCUCUUCUUCGGGCUUUUUUUUCACUCUGGGUUGCAUGGACAGGACCACGGAACCAGAUCUCUGAACAGAGUCUCUUGACCUGUGCUUUUCUGAGGAAUCCUCUUUCUCUGAGGCCAGGUCAGGCCUUAUCCUCUGAUCUCAACUGCCUGGCUUUCUCCUCCCUCCCUCAGACUCCUGGGUUGAGCUGUGGCCUCGGUCCCCCAGCAGAUUUUGUGUCUGUCUCUGCCUUCCUCACCCCAGCCUCCUUCCCUGCUCUUGCACCCCAUGUGGUCAGGGCCUCAGGACAUCUCCAAAGGACCCUCCCCACACAAGCCACCUUCUCUGAGGGGUAAACCAUGUCCUGAUUUUUGUCUUGUUUUUAAGAAGAGUAAGCAUGGAUCCCUGGGGUCAAUGACGGUUAGAAAUACAACUUUCCAGAGAUGGGAGGAUUGGGUUGAUUUUUUUUCCCUGAAUAAAAAGUGUGUGUAAAUACUGUGAGUAAAGUGAUACUGAAAUACA
Molecule: messenger RNA, 2496 nt
Organism: Choloepus didactylus (southern two-toed sloth)
Lineage: Eukaryota; Metazoa; Chordata; Mammalia; Pilosa; Megalonychidae
Gene: CD34
Product: CD34 molecule
Exons: 8
Coding region: 63-1214 (383 amino acids)
Biological process (GO): cell-matrix adhesion
Cellular component (GO): membrane
Source: RefSeq, a predicted model, not a curated record